This is a messenger RNA of Gadus morhua (Atlantic cod), 4677 nucleotides long. It is a transcript of the gene znf687b, whose product is annotated as zinc finger protein 687b. Bases 208 to 4620 code for a protein of 1470 amino acids. The transcript has 10 exons. NCBI's taxonomy places the organism in Eukaryota, Metazoa, Chordata, Actinopteri, Gadiformes, Gadidae. The record is from RefSeq and is a predicted model, not a curated record.
AAUGACCCCUUGCAUCUUUGGCUGGAGCUCGGCGACCAGCUAGCCAACGGCGACCGUGAAAUAACUGCUCGCAACAACCAUUUCUGCAGCCAGUUAAGGUUGCAUUUGAAACUGCAAUAUUCCUAAUUGCACGACUACUGGAGUGCAUAAAGCGAUUUUGAGAAUGGCUGUAAACAUCACCCGCACAUAAGUGGAUUUAAUCCCGGUAUGGGGGACAUGAAGACCCCAGAUUUUGACGACCUUCUGGCAGCGUUUGACAUACCUGACAUCGAUGCCAAAGAGGCCAUUCAGUCAGCCCCGGAUGAGGCUGAGGGCCACCAUGGGCCUGCUGGGGCCCCCCUGGGAAAAUCAGACAGUGUUGUGGGUGUGGGCCAGUCCUUAAGGCCACAAAGCCCCUCUGACCCUCAGGCCGAUACUUCUAUUGUUAGUGUAAUUGUCAAGAAUAAAGUCCGUCUUGAGGCAGUGGAUGGAGGGGAUCGGGACGCGGAACAGAAUCCUAUUGAUGUUAUUGCAGGGGUCGACGUGGGCCCCAGGCUUGGCGCGUGUGCCUCUGGUAUGACUGAAUCGGAGGCCCUUAACCACAACGGUUUUGGGGCAUCUGGGGUCCCCGCUCCUAUCCAACUGAGCCAAAGCCAGUCCAAUGGAUCGCCAUGGUCGCUGAGUACCCCAAAGAUGUCCUUAGAGGCAGGUGCGGGAGGGACUAAGACUCACAAGCAGGGCGGGAACAUUUUCAAUAGACUUAAACCCCUGGUGACCCAGGGGACAGGAGACCCCGUCGGCCGAGCCAGGAAGAUGCAGCUGCUGCAGCAACAGCAUCAGCAGCAGCAGGAAGGGGUCCAAGACAGGGUGGACGGGGGGAAAGCCUCCUUACCAUCCUCUUCCUCUCCAUCGGCCGUCCCUUCUCCUCUCACCACGGGCGGCUCCGUCGGUCUGUCCUCUCCGUUCUUCCCCACGUCCAAGCCGCUGCCCCCGACGCAAACGUCCGCACCGUCGUCCCAACCCUUUAACGGCGCCGCCAAAGCCGGCUUCCGACCUCGAGAAUCGGAGGAAGAGGACGACGACGACGACUCCGACUCGGAUCUGGGGGGUGCCCUGGUGAUCCAGGAGAGCCCCAGCUCCCCGACGCAUGCGCCCCCUCAGCUGAGUCGUCGCUACAAGGCAGUCGGCGGCGGCGGCGUCGAGUCCUCCAUCUCCGCCCCUUCGCCCAACGCGGCGGCCGCUCACCCUAAGCCCGGGGACACGCCGUCAGGGGCCGGCCUCACCUCGUCGGCGCCACAAACGUCCUCCACAGAGAGCCCCCCGGGGGAGCAGAGGAACCCCGAGCACGUCAUCGAGGAGAGGGACUCGCCGGAGAGCCCCGAGCCGGAGACGCCCAAAGCGACGGUGGCCGCCGCGGCCCAGCGCUGCUCCAGCCCCGCCUCCGCCGCCACCCCGCCCUCGGCCUCGGACCUCCGGGAGCCAAAGGAGGAGGAGGAGGAGAUGGAGGUGGGCAACGGGGUCGACAGGGUCGUGGAAGGUAAGGCGGAGACGCAGAAGCCCGACGCCGCACAGGCGGUCGAGGAAAAGAUGGAGGUGGACGAGGGUAAGACUAAGCCCGAGUCCACCGGAGGAGGAGGGGUGGGCACACCAGCGACCCCCUCGCCCGGCGCCCCUUCCAGACCCCUCAAAGUUCGGAUUAAAACCAUCAAGACGUCCACAGGGGGAAUCACCAGGACUGUAACCCGGGUCGCACCCAAAGGUGGGGCCUCGGCCAAGGGUUCGGAAGGUAAAGGCCAGACCGCCGGGCGUAAGGUCCUAGCGAACAAGGCCUCAAAGACGGAAGCCUCCCCCGGCCACGCGGCCGCCGCGUCGCAGCAGAAAGUCAAAGCGCUCAACGCUCUGCCCGUGUCCACGCUGGCGGCGAGCAGCGUCAUGCUGGCCGCCGCCACCAAGGUCCAAAACAAAAUGGCGGCCAACGACAAGGCCAAGGUGUCCGCCACGGCCGUCAGCAUCACCAAGUCGUCCGCUCUGCCGGCCACGCCGGCGCCGGCCUCCUCGCCCAAGUUCUCGGUGGCGGCCGGCGGGAUCAGCGUGCGCACCGCCGCCGGCGCCGGCAACCUCCAGCCCAACAAGCCGGCGUCCAUCGUGAACAGCACGGGCGCCGUGAUCUCCCGCACGCAGUCCAGCCUGGUGGAGGCCUUCAACAAGAUCCUCAACAGCAAGAACCUGCUGCCCAGCUACAAGCCCGACCUCUCGGCGCCGCCGCCCGAGUGGGGGCUGCCGCUGCCUGCCGCGGGCUACCGCUGCCUGGAGUGCGGCGACGCCUUCGCGCUGGAGCGCAGCCUGGCGCGCCACUACGACCGGCGCUCGCUGCGCAUCGAGGUGACGUGCAACCACUGCGCCAAGCGGCUGGCCUUCUUCAACAAGUGCAGCCUGCUGCUGCACGCCCGCGAGCACAAGGAGCGCGGGCUGGUCAUGCAGUGCUCCCACCUGGUCAUGAGGCCCGUCACCGUGGAGCAGAUGAUCGGACAGCAGGACGCCACGCCCGCGACAGGGGCGCUCUCGUCCUCCUCCCCGCCAGUCUCCUCGCCCUCCGCCCUGCCCUCCGGGGCUGCGGCGGCCACCGGCAACAGCUCCAGUCCCGCCAAGGACGCCGGCUCCCCGGCCGGCGGCCAGCCCAGGCCGGUGCGGCGCGCCCCCCAGGGACCCCAGGCCCUGAUGCCCCUGCCCUGCAAGAAGGCGGAGGCGCUGCAGUACAACAACUACAAGUGCCCCGAGUGCCAGAGCCAGUUCUCAGGGAAGGCCGAACUGGUCACCCACUUCCAGCAGAUCCGAGCGACCCCCAACUCAGUGAGUCCUGGUGAUGAGAAUGCUACGUGCUCCCAGUGCUCCCCGCCGAUGAUGCUGCCAAACUCGUGCGCCGUCUCCGCCCACCAGAGGAUCCACAAGCACCGCGCGCCCCACGUCUGCCCCGAGUGUGGGGGCGUGGCCCGCCAGGCCGGCUUCCAGACCCACCUGGACGAGGCCUGCCUGCACUUCGCCAGACGUAUCGGCUUCAGGUGCUCCAGCUGCCAGGUGGUGUUCGGCGGGCUGAACUCCAUCAAGUCCCACAUCCAGACGGCCCACUGCGAGGUCUUCCACAAGUGUCCCAGCUGUCCCAUGGCCUUCAAGUCUUCCCCCAGCGCCCAGAGCCACAUCAGUACCCAGCACCCCACCCUCACCGGAGGACAGGCCAAAAUGAUCUACAAGUGUGUGAUGUGCGACACAGUAUUCACCCAGAAGCCCCUGCUGUACAUGCACUUUGACACCCAUCUGGCCAAGCAGAAGGUCCACGUGUUCAAGUGUCCCGACUGCACCAAGCUGUAUGCACAGAAGGGCUCCAUGAUGGAGCACAUCAAGACCGCACACAGAGGCCUGUCCGUCAAACAAGACGCCCAGUCCGAUAGCCCCGCCCCGGCCCUGACCCCGGCCAAUCAGGCUGCGCCGACCGCAGCCAAGCCCAAGCCCUUUGGCAACAAGACGGACAACUCCGACGGCGAGGACUGGGGGCGGGAUCGGGAGGAUGACGAAGAGGAAGAGGAGGAGGAGGAGGAAGAGGAGGAGGACAGUAGCGGGGGCGGCGGGGAGGACUUUGAGGCGCCCUCAGAGUGGACGUGUCCGCAGUGUCAGGCCACCUUCACGGACAACGACGACUACCUGAGUCACGUCAAGAUGGAGCACGGCAAGUUCCCGUGUCGUAUCUGCGGGGGCACGUUCAGCACCUCGUCCAGCCUACGGCGUCACGAGCGGGUCAUCCACGAGGGCAACAAGAGGGUGUUCCACUGCCAGUUUUGCACAGAAGGCAAGCGCACGUUUGGCAGCCGCUUCUUGUUGGACAAGCACGUUCGUCUUCAUCACAGAUCCACAGAUGGACAGGGCGCCCCUCAGACCCGCAAGCGGUCCGCCGCCGCCGCCCCCGGCGUCGACGGCCCCAGCAGCUCCUCGGAGCAGGACGGCGAGGGGGGCCCGGGCUCCGGCGCCAGGACGGGUCCGGGGGGGGCGGCGGACGAGGAAGAGCCCCCUGAGGAGGGCGAGGAGCGGGAACGGGGGUCCGGCGGCGGCGGCGGGGGUCCCGCCAAGAGGACCCGCGGCGCGACCACCGUGGCCCCUCCCCCCGCGGAGCCCACGGAGGAGGAGGAGGGCGGCGCCGCCGCCGCCAGCGCCAGCAUGUUCCGCUGCGUGCCGUGCGGCUUCACCACGGAGGACGGCGGCGAGUUCCAGCGCCACGUGCCGCAGCACCGUGCCGACGCCGCCUCCUUCCAGUGCCUGCAGUGCGGCGUGUGCUUCGCCUCGGCCGGCUCCCUGGGGCGCCACCGCUUCAUCGCCCACCGCGUGCGCGACACCCAGGGCGAGCCCCCGCCCUCGUCGCACGGGCCCCCGGGCGGGGCCGGCUCCCCGGGCGACGGCGGCGGCGGCGGCUCCUCCCCCUCCUCCCUGCUCUCCCCCCAGGGCCAGCCGCAGCAGGCGGGGGAGGAGGGGGAGGGCGGCAUGGGCUGCAAGGUGUGUGGCCGGCGCUUCGACAAGGCCUCGGACCUGAACACACACUUCAGGACCCACGGCAUGGCCUUCAUCACCGCCCACAAGACGGACAAGCCACAGUAGCGGCCGGGCGCUGGUGCUCUCACACACACACACACACACACACACACACGCGCAGAG